Molecule: messenger RNA, 460 nt
Organism: Pseudopodoces humilis (Tibetan ground-tit)
Lineage: Eukaryota; Metazoa; Chordata; Aves; Passeriformes; Paridae
Source: RefSeq, a predicted model, not a curated record
ACGAAAGUCACCGUCACCCUUGGGGGUCCUCUGAGCAGCCUCUGAGCAGCUCCGGGUGGCUCCGAGGUCCCCCCUUCCCACGGUGGUGACAGUGGCCAGGUUCGGCGGUGCCAUGGGGCGGUUCUGGCUCUGCCUCCUCAUCCUCGCUGCGCUCUUGGGCCCCGCAGAAACAAAGAGGGCCCGGAUCUGGACACAGCCGGCAGCACCGACCGUGUACCACCGGCUGAUGCUGAUCUGCGAAGUCACUGGAGAUCCCGGCCCCCAGGAGUUCCUGUGGGAGAAGGAAGAAAGCCCAGUUCCGCUGCAGAAAGGCCCCCACAACGUCCUGUUCCUCCCCUCCUUCAACGACACCCACCUGGGCACCUACACCUGCACAGCCAGCAGCCCCCAGGGCACGGCCGUGGCCACCUACACCCUGUGGAUAAAUGGAGCAGCCACCUCUGUGUCGCCUCUCCCAGAC